Ostrea edulis (European flat oyster) is the source of this 4001-nucleotide messenger RNA. RefSeq lists its product as uncharacterized. The coding region runs from base 200 to 3418 and encodes 1072 amino acids. The record is from RefSeq and is a predicted model, not a curated record. The transcript is spliced from 20 exons. Lineage: Eukaryota; Metazoa; Mollusca; Bivalvia; Ostreida; Ostreidae.
CCGAUGAAUAUGUCACAAAAGGCUAAUUUUGACUGACGGUGUGCUCAUCAUUACGUAAUAAGUUCAACUGCAGCAGACGAUAUCCUUGUGAAUUUUUCAUAAAGGAAGGUUUUCGGACGAUUUUCACACUUAUCGUCUUAGUUCGGAUUUGUCAAGAAGUUCGGUUCUUUGACUUUAAUUUAUAAAUCAUUUUACCAAAAUGAGAUUCCGUAUAAUAGUAUUGUUUUGGAUGGUUUCCGUCAUCAUGGAUGUGGAGGCUUUUUAUCCAAAUUCCCUCGUGUCAUUUUUGUCAAAUGGAGAUUAUACACAGGAAAGGAUAACAGAACGCGGGCUUUCACGGGUUUUUCAAGAGUUAUGGAACCAGUCCUCAAACAGUUUUUCUAAGCAAAACAUUCGAGAAUCGAUGGCAAAAGAUACGCUUUAUGAAAUUAUGAAGCACAUGAAUGAACUUCAAAAGAGCCAGUAUAAUAACCCAGAAUGGCAUUUCAGCAACGAAAAAAUAUUGCAAGCAAACGAAAAACUGAAACACUAUCGUCAGUUCGUCUUGGAUUUACUGAGAUUACCUAACCCGGACUACACGUCGGCGAGGAAAUAUGUCAGCUUCUGUCUACACCUUGUACAGGCCUUCUACAGCAACACGAAUUGGAUAGAACUCAAUGGCGAGACUAUUUACACAGAUUUAGGGUUACCUGGAAAACAACUACUCCCUGUUGCCACGGCAGACAUGGAGACGUGUAGAGACUGUAGCACCGAGGAAGACGUUGAUGGUUGUGCUGACAAUUUGAUAGAUAACGGGAUGAUCCUCACUAGUGGCUAUCGCUCGGGACGAGACAGGUUUGACGAAACAGCUGUGUCCGUGGAACCAGAGUAUGGAAAAUGUGAACAUGGAGGUCCUUAUGGUACUUCCGCGGACCGAAUCACAGUGCGCGGAGGGAUAAACAAGGAGUGCAGUAACCCGCGAUAUUCACCACACUUUCGCCUGCACGAGAACGCUGCUCUAGCAGCUAUGGAACACUCCAGAUACUUCUUCUGCAAUCAAGAAAGUGGUUUAUUGAAAGAAAUUGGAUUACGGAAACUGGAAAUUCUUCUUGGAGCAGUAAAAGAAGAGACAUUGAUCUUUAUCAUAGACACAUCUUCUCAAAUGAAACCAGAUAUCGAAUCCUUAAAGAGUAUCAUCCAAACUACAGCAAAGGACCAAUCGUCAUCCCACACCAUAUACAAGUUCAUGGUGGUUACUGUUGGCAACGAAGUUGAAAGUAUCAAAAUACGACAUUAUCCAACAGCCUUCAGUGUGUUGAAAGCAGUAGAUGCCAUUGCUUUCGAAUCUGAGCAGAACUGCCAGAAGCCCAUUCUACAAGCGAUAGAGAAAGCUGCAGAAGUUGCUCCACAGUCGUCUCUGGUGUGGGUUUUCACCGAUUCCUCGCCAAUGGAGAAGACAAUCAACAACAAAGAAAUUGAAGUGAAGAAGCUUGUCAUUAACUUUUAUCUUAGGGGAUCAUGCGAACGGCCUGUGUUAUCAUUUAGGCAAAAGAUAUCCCAUCUUUACCAUAAAGAAACUCGACAAAGACGUAGUGCCUUCACAGUUCCUAUCAGCUUCACACAGAUUGCCGGAACUUCUGGAGGCCAAAUCUAUACCGGAGCAGGCUCACUAAACUUGCUUAACAUUGGCUCCUCCCUCGAUCCUGAGGUUACUAUUGUGAAACUGGAUUUUCCUGGAGGUUUCGGGGGUUUUAGUACCUUGUCCAUCCCCGCUGAUGCAACAGUUACGAAACUGAUAAUCAGCGUGGACGGAAUCACAGCUCUACCGACAAGUCGAGUCAAAGAUCAAAGUGGCAAUAUUUUGUAUGCUGGAGCUAAUGGGCAAGCGAACAUCACUGAAUCGGAUCAUGGCUUCAUCAGUGUUAUGGAAAUUAUUAAUCCCACUCCAGGACUAUAUUUUUUGGAGAAGAACGUUAAUGCCUACUGGAAAGUUGACGUUAAAGCCGUUAGCAAACUUGAUUUCUCGACACAACUUCUGAAAGCUGAUGCAAACAGCUAUGCCCUUACAGAAAUAGAGGGGCGGCCACUCGUGGGAGACAAUAUAACAGUAAUGGUUACGGUGAGUCAGCCAGACAACGUCACAAGUGUAUCGGAUUUAGUCCUUUUAGACGAGAAAGGUGUAACUUUGGCUAACAGUAAAUUACAAACUUACUCUGGACAUAAGAAAGGGGUGUACUUCUGCAACGUAAUAGUUCCGUCGGAAAAUUUUCAAAUAGCAAUUGAUGGAUAUGAUGGGCUUGCGACGCAGUUUAGACGGCUCCAAAGCAAGAUGUUAUCUCCGGUGUUGAUAAAACUGGACAUUAUUCCCUCUCCCUAUCCCCUAUAUACAGGACGAAACUUUAUUAUCCAAUACACAGUGACGAAUCUGGGGGCAGGAUUAGUAGAAGUAUUGACAACUAUAAAAGAUAGUCAACAAUUCGGAGUUAGUCCAUUCAACAGGACUCACCAAUUAGCAGCAGGGGCAAAUGCAACAGACAUGUUCGUCUUGCAUGGGGGACCAACUGCCGGAAUCACAACGUCAGUUACUGUUACUGCAGAGCCUUUAACUUCAGGGAAUUCGAAUUUUCAGUAUUCCAUAUUCUCUCUAACAACAGAAGAUCCCAGCAAUAAGACUCCAGAUACUACACCCCCGGAAUGUAACAUUACAAAAGUCACCGGCAACUGCAAUGCUGUUUCUCAAUGUGAUUGCAACAUGACGGCAGUGACGACUGAGUUUGAAAUCUACGAUAUCGGGGAGGGCUUAAGAACGAUUUCCUACGGAGGAACGGCGGGAACUGCAGUUAACUUCACACACGAUUCAUUCAUUGCCGGACUUGUUCUGAGUCAAGGAACUGUCAAAGCAAAAUUAGUGGCAGACUGUUGUCGAGUUUCAGAAGACAUUACCCUGACAGACUGGAAAUCAACAAGUCAUUGCACCGUGCCUGUUAACCCUUCAUGGACCUCUGGGCCAUGUACAACCACCCCACCUCCAACAACGACAAGUAAUCCAACAACAGUGAAUUCCGUAACAACGGACUCGUCCACAACAGCGUCAUCCACAACAAGCACAGUAAUUAGAAACAGCCAAUCAACAACUGGAAAGGCAAGUGGCAUCGCAUCUUCAGGAAUAUCUGCUGCAACCACUUCUCAGCAAGGAACAGCUACGGCUGGACAACAGCUUGGGAGUACCACGAAAUCAACAGUUGUUGCAGGACUUUCAUCAUCAACGUCUUCAACAACAACAUUGGGAUCUUCCAAUUCUUCCGAUGAAAGCGAAUCCGGUUUAAGCACAACAUGGAAAAUUGUCAUAGCAACGUUAGCUACAGGGAUAUCGGUGGCAGCUCUUUUCACCGGUGCUAUUCUUUUGAGAAAAAAAUUCACCACUGUGUCACCAGACUGAAUUGAAAUUGGCCAAAGAAAGUUGACGAGUCGGCAGUUCAGUUGUUAAUUUAUAUACGUUGUUGCACGUGCUUAUUUGCCAAAUUUUAUAUUUUCGUUUUCCGUGUUUGUAUUUAUCUCUUAAUUUAUGUUUUCACCUUUUUCCGUGUAAAGUUUGUUACUUUUUAGUAUUUAUGUUUUACAGUAAAUUCAUGUUUUCUUAUUGUUUAUAUAUACUGUGUGUAUGAUUAACUACAACAUUUUUAAAACUUUUAAAUCCAUUUAAGAAUCGUUGACAAUUCAACACAAGGCGUUCAGAAGCUGAAUUUUACAGACAUCUAUCCAGCAGAAGACAAUCGCCGUUUUCAAUAUGUUCGUUCUUGUCAGUUGUUAUCAGUUUUCGAAAUAUAUAUAAUUCUUCCAUUUCCAAUGUCUCCUUAUAUAACAUCCCGAACAAUUAUUACAUGUAUUUAUAAAAGUUAAUAAGAACACAUUUCUAUUUUUAAAAUGUUUCCAAAUUUCAUGUGUGUAUAUGUAUAUUUAUUACAAUGAAUUUUGUUAUGUAUGAAAUAGAUAAAGGGCGGUUGUUUUGGAAGAAAAAAUAU